CAAGCAACAGUAACGUUCCCGAAAUAAGCAACCCUCUAUCUCUCUCCUCUUUCUCUCUCCAUAAAACCAGAUCUCCCAAGUCACUAUUUUCACAAGGCUUAACUAACAAGCAAACCUUAUAGUUGAAGCUUAAAAAAAAAAAAGAAAAUAAAAGAAAAGAAAAGAAGAGAAACUCCCAAAGCAAAAGCAAGUUAAAGAGAAGAGAAUUGCCGAGCCUUCACUCCAAAGCCUCUUGUUUUUAUGUUCAAGAGAUUUUUUUCUUAAAUAAUUUGUUUGGGUCUUCCGAGAAAGCUGGAGCUGAUCAUAAUCAGUUUUAGAGAGAGAAAAAGAUCAUGGGUUCUCUGACUGCUGCUUCUUCUCUCCUCCCAUCAAAGCUAAAACCAAAUAAUAAUUCAUUCUCUCGUAUUCAUGAGCACCAAAAUCGUCUCUUUUCCGCGUCUAGAAGAAAGUCACGAUCCAACAAGAAGAACAAUAUUAACCGUGCUAUUGUUCCUGUUGCAAGGUUAUUUGGGCCAGCAAUAUUUGAAGCAUCAAAGUUGAAAGUACUUUUCUUAGGAGUUGAUGAAAAGAAGCACCCUGGGAAUCUCCCUAGAACCUACACACUUACACAUAGUGAUGUCACCUCUAAACUCACCUUGGCCAUUUCCCAAACAAUAAACAACCCUCAGUUGCAGGGAUGGUAUAACAAGUUACAGAGAGAUGAAGUUGUGGCAGAGUGGAAGAAAGUGAAAGGAAAGAUGUCUCUUCAUGUUCAUUGUCACAUAAGUGGAGGCCAUUUCUUGUUAGAUUUGUGUGCUAGGCUCAGAUUCUUCAUCUUCUCCAAAGAACUUCCUGUGGUAUUGAAGGCCUUCGUUCACGGGGAUGAGAACCUGUUGAAGAACUACCCGGAACUACAGGAAGCCCUGGUGUGGGUUUACUUCCACUCGAACGUUCCAGAAUUCAACAAAGUCGAGUGUUGGGGCCCACUAAAGGAUGCUGCCGAUGGGACCCACAAUCACAACUUUGAUGACAAAGAGAAUAAUAAUAAUAAUAAUAAUAAUAAUAAUAAUAAUAAGAAAAUUAAGGAGGCAACCCCAAUAAGCAACUGGGACUUGCCCCAACGAUGCCAAGAGGAAUGCGAGUGUUGUUUCCCUCCAAUGACGUCUUCUACGGUGGCCACCUUAUAUCAAUGGUCGGAAGAGGUUGCCAAUUUGGAUGAAAAAACUCCCCGUGGGUCCCACCAGAUUUGUCAGCAACAAACCGAACAAAUAAUCUAGAUGACGAUGAUGAUGAUGGUGAUGAUGAUGAUGAUGAUUAAGUAGAAAGAUGGAGCUUGCUGACUUUUUAUUUUAAUUUUAAUUUUAUUUUUUAUGGGUGUGUGCAAAAUUUGUUUGUUGGCUCAAUCAUGUAAGUAUUACCUAGUUAAUUCAGCGCAACAAAUUCUUCCACAAGAACCAGUGGAAUUAGUCUCUCUAGAUAUAUGUUAUUUUGUCGGAGAAUGUCAUUAGUCUAUACAAAGAAUUCAAGUUAAAUGUUGAUAUUACUAUCAUUCA
Molecule: messenger RNA, 1532 nt
Organism: Morus notabilis
Lineage: Eukaryota; Viridiplantae; Streptophyta; Magnoliopsida; Rosales; Moraceae
Product: protein STAY-GREEN, chloroplastic
Exons: 4
Coding region: 333-1256 (307 amino acids)
Source: RefSeq, a predicted model, not a curated record